AUGCCCGGCAGCUACACUCUGGCCUGGGGAAAGGGGCUAAACCAGGAUGAAGAUAACCAAGAGGCCUCAAACCCAUCAGGUAGGAAUUAUAAGAGGUCAUUGCUUCUUGUGGAUGAUACAGCUGGAGACAUGCCUACCAGAAAGAGUGACUCGAAGCCGUUGAUGACAUCUACUCAAGGUAAGAAUGUAAAAUCUGGAACAUACUUGAGUAAGAUGAGUAGGAAGGAGUUGGAGGACAGCUUCUCUCGACUUCAAGAGGAGAGCUUGCUGGUGAAGGAGUUAUCUUGGAAGCAAGAGGAUCAGAUCAAAAGGAUGAGGACAAAAUUGUUGAGACUCACAGCCGAGGGAAGAACUAGUGGGUAUGCCAACAGGUCUAGCAGGAAUCUAAAGGCUGAAGAAACCAUCGAAAACCUGAAGGACCAAGUGUGGCAGUUGAAGCGACACAAUGAGGGACUCAACAACCGUCUUCUCAUGUAUAAACAGCAGCUGCAAGUCCAAAGCUCUGGGCGCUCUCCAUAUAGCUGCGUCCAGCAUCGGAUCAAUACAGCGAGGCGACAGCUUCACACUUCUGAUGCUCAAAUUCCAGCAAAGUUCAAAAGAGGACCACCUACCAGACCAAGUUACACAGCCCCUCCUAUGUACAAAGAGACUUUGAUGGAAGAAGUCAGGGCUGAGGUGCCCAGUGAACCUGUGUACACAUCUAGCAGAGUCCAGAUUAUGACCAACAAUACUGUGAAGGUGGAUGAACUAGAAUUGUCACCCAAGUCUCCAGAGAAGAUGUGGUCCAAAGAUGAAGACUGUGAAGAGAAAAACUCCUUAGAGCAUGCUCAAUUGGCCACAGAGUAUAGAGCUUCCAUUAGAGAGAACGUGGAACGGAUCCAAGUGAUGAGACUCCUGCACGAAAGAAGCUCUGCCCUUGUGGCAGCAAAGGCACAGCUAGCAGAUCUGCAGGAGGUGAGUGAGAGCUGCAUGCAACAGAAUCAGGGAAUGUUAAGUACAUCCCAUAAUGCUCUGCUAUCUCAAGUGGAUGAGCUCAAUACAGAACUGAAGGAAAAGAACAAGAAGGUGGUGACUCUGGAAAGUCAGUUGGCAGACAUGUCCGUCCUACGGAUUACAGUGAGAGAGUUUCAGGACAGAGUGGAGGAUUUAAAAAGAGAAAGAAAUCUGCUGAAGGGAAAUCAUGACAGACUCUUAAAUAACAUGUUAAACAGCAGCAAUCAGCCUCACUGGAGCACUGACCUCAUGAAGGAACGGCUCCAGCAGAAAGUUUCUCAUCUACAAGAGCAGCUGGAUUCUGAGGUAGCGGAGAAGAGAAAGAUCUUGCUUCAGUUGGCUAAGGAACAGGCUGAAAAUGCGGACCUGAAGCAGGAAGUCACCCAGAUGCUAAUGAAACAUAAAAAGGAAGUAGAACUUCUCAAACAGAAAACUACCACCACGACCACUACUAGCAGCCAAUCAGAUCCAGACUUUUUGCAACCUUCACACCAAGAUUACACUAAAGAAACACAGGUACAAGAGGAAAAGAACCUAUCUCAGGCUUACAAUCAGAUGAAAGUGGCACAUGCAGAAACUGCCCUAGAGUUAGAGAAGACGAGGGACAUGCUACUUAUGCAGCAUCAGAUCAACCAACGUUAUCAGGAUGAACUGGAAAUUGUGAAGACAAAAGCUGAUAAUAGUGAGAGAGAGCACAAGGAGGAGUGGGAGAAGUUGAAUCAACUCCUGGACCUCAAGAAUAAUCGAAUUCAACAGCUGGAAGGUAGUUUUGGAAACCACAGACUUACACAGCUCAAAGAUGUGGCUUAUGGUACCCCGAGGUUUCCAUUACGUCUGGAAAUGCCAGUCCAUGAGGGGAAUAUGGUGGACUGUCUUCAGCUGCACCAGGGAGAAAACCUUUUUGAACUGCAUAUUCACCAGGCCUACCUGUCACCUGCAGCCCUGUCCCAAGCUGGAGACUCGCAGCUUGCCUCCUUCUGUACCUAUUCCUUCUAUGAUUUUGAAAUUCACUGCACCCCACUGGCUAUGGGGCCUCAACCUCUCUAUGAUUUCACCUCCCAGUAUGUGGUGAGAACAGAUUACCUUUUCCUAAACUAUUUACAAGGGGCUUCAUCCCGAAUUAACCUCCACCAGACUGCAGCUCUUGACCACAAUACCCUUGCAGUUGGCUGGCUUCGUUUUGACAGAGUGCUAGAGACAGUGGAGAAGGUCCAUGGCACUGCCAUGCUUACUGGAAAUAAUGGAAAAGACUUUGGGACACUGGAUUACUGGAUGAGGCUGAAAUUCCCCAUAGCACACUGCCUACAGGCAUACAACAAGCAAUUGAAAGCUCAAGCAUACCUGUCUGCUAAUGUGCUUGGGGCCAGGAAGGCUCAGCCAGAGGAGUCCAGAUCAGAGACUUUCAAGCAUAGGAAUCAGUUGUGGGUGGAAAUCGUCAGGUGCUGCAACCUCCGGAGCCGACAUCUGGGUACACAGCCCAGCCCGUAUGUCAUCUACCAAUUCUUCACCUUUUCUGACCAUGACACACCCAUCAUUCCUGCCAGCAACCAUCCCCACUUUGGUGAUCAGGCCAGAUUCCCAGUGCACAUGACCUUGGAACUGGAUUGAUAUCUCAGGCAGACGGUCCUGCCUAUAUAUGUGUUUGAUGACAACGAGUCCGAACUAGGCUGGUUCCUUGGCAAAGUUCAGAUACCUCUGCUGCCUCUUGCACAAGAUAAAGCCAUUCAAGGUAACUUCAACCUCAACAAUCCUGUGGGGAGACCCAAUGGGUCCAUUGAACUGAAAUUGGAGUGGGAGUCUCAUUACCUAUCUCCAGAGAGUUUACUGAAGCCAGCGGCCCAGUCUGUUGAAAAUGACAACAUGGCACCCCUGUCUGUGGAAAAUUACAAUGAAGUGCCCUUAUCUGUAGAAAAACACAAUGAGGCAAACCUGCAAGUAGAAGAUUACAAUGAGGCACUCCCCUCUGCAGAGAACAAAGAGACAGGCUUGCAUAUAGAACAUUACAAUGAAGCACCGCUGUCUGUGGAAAAUGACAAUGAGGUGCCCCUGUCUGUAGAAAAUUCUGAGGCACUCCUGUUUGAAGAAAAUUCUGAGGCACCCCUAUCUGCAAAAAAGUACAAUGAGGCAAACCUGUCUGUAGAAGAUUACAAUGAGGUGGACUUGUCUAUGGAAAGUUAUAAUGAGGCGAACCUGCAUAUAGAAGAUUACGAGGAAAGCCUGCCUAUAGAAAAUUACAAGGUAAACUCAUCCAAAGAAAAUGAUGAAGCAAAUCAGUCUAAACAAAACUGCAGCAAGGCCAAGCUGUCUAUAGAAAACCUUGAUGAGGCCAAGCUUUCUAUAGAAAACCUUGAUGAGGCCAAGCUGCCUAUAGAAAACCUUGACGAGGACAUGCUGCCUAUAGAAAACCUUGAUGAGGCCAAGCUGCCUAUAGAAAACCUUGACGAGGACAUGCUGCCUAUAGAAAACCUUGAUGAGGCCAAGCUGCCUAUAGAAAACCUUGACGAGGACAUGCUGCCUAUAGAAAACCUUGAUGAGGCCAAGCUGCCUAUAGAAAACCUUGACGAGGACAUGCUGCCUAUAGAAAACCUUGAUGAGGCCAAGCUGCCUAUAGAAAACCUUGAUGAGGACAUGCUGCCUAUAGAAAACCUUGAUGAGGCCAAGCUGCCUAUAGAAAACCUUGAUGAGGCCAAGCUGCCUAUAGAAAAACUUGAUGAGGCCAAGCUGCCUAUAGAAAACCUUGAUGAGGCCAAGCUGCCUAUAGAAAACCUUGAUGAGGCCAAGCUGCCUAUAGAAAACCUUGAUGAGGCCAAACUGCCUAUAGAGAACUGCGAGGAGGCAAAACAGUCUAUAGAAAACCUUGACAAGGACAAGCUGUCCAUAGAAAACUGUGAUGAGGACAAGCUGUCUAUAGAAAACUAUGACGAGCACAAGCCGUCUAUAGAAAACUGCAAUGAGGACAAGCUAUCUAAAGAAACCUGCGAUGAGAUCAAGCUGUCUAUAGAAAACUGCGAUGAGGACAAGCUAUCUAAAGAAACCUGCGAUGAGAUCAAGCUGUCUAUAGAAAACUGCGAUGAGGACAAGCUGUCUAUAGAAAACUGCAAUGAGGACAAGCUAUCUAAAGAAAAUUGCGACGAGGCAGAACAGUCUAUAGAAAAUGACAAUGAGAUGCCCCUGUUGGUAGAUUAUAAUAAAGCACCUGAACCUAUGGAAAAUUAUAAUGAGAAACCUAUAGAGAUUCCAACUGAAGAAGAAAACAUUUUAUUUCACCAGAAAAAAAAGGAAAGGAAGCCUCAGGUUGAAAACUAUUUGAGGAUAAAAUAUGGCAGGAAAGAUGAUUGCUGUCGUGGCUUCAGGUACAUCAUUUUGGAUGUCCUUCUCUUCCCCCUCCCAUCUUCCAACAUCAUAAGAAUCAAAGGACCCACCAGGAAGGUGAACGAGAAGAAAUUGUCAGGUGCUACUGGUGAUGCAAAAAAAGAGCCAGAGGAAUGUUACCCAGAAGUCAAGCAGCAAGAGUCUCCAUCUCCUGAUAUUGCUACUCGACCUUCUGAACAAGCUGAUGAAGUCAGUGAAACGCAGACAACAGACAGCGAUGAUGUCAUAGUGACCCCCCUGUCUCAGAAAGGGUCUAAGACAAAUUCAGACAAGAUUUGCAUUGAAAUUGUGUCCCUGGCCUUUGACCCCGAAGCCGAAGUGAUGUCUGAUGAGAGCAUCCAGCAGGUGUAUGUGGAGUACAGAUUUCAUGAUCUGCCCUUGUCAGAGACUGAGACACCUGUAUCCCUUCGGAAACCCAGGGCAGGGGAAGAUAUCCACUUUCAUUUCAACAAAGUGAUAGACCUGAACCCAGUGGAACACAGGGACCGAAGAAAGUUUCUCUUUUCUAUGUUGCAAGAAAAAAAUCCUGAGCAGAGGCAACUGAAAUUCAUAGUAGUGAGUGAUCCUGAGGAACAAAAGAACGAAUGUCAAGAAGUAGGCUAUGCUUACUUGGAACUGUGGCAGAUUCUCGAUACAGGAAGAGACAUUUUAGAACAAGAGAUAGACAUUAUCAACCCUCAGGACAAAGCCACCUCCAUUGGAAAACUUAAAGUGUCCCUUCAAGCAACUGAUGCCCUUCAGGCCAUUUUCAAGGAGAUGAGUGAAGAUAUGCAUUUGUGAUAAAGCAGAU
Molecule: messenger RNA, 5155 nt
Organism: Trichosurus vulpecula (common brushtail)
Lineage: Eukaryota; Metazoa; Chordata; Mammalia; Diprotodontia; Phalangeridae
Gene: RPGRIP1
Product: RPGR interacting protein 1
Exons: 25
Biological process (GO): non-motile cilium assembly; retinal rod cell development
Cellular component (GO): photoreceptor connecting cilium
Molecular function (GO): thromboxane A2 receptor binding
Source: RefSeq, a predicted model, not a curated record